This is a messenger RNA of Tetrahymena thermophila SB210, 1980 nucleotides long. Its product is annotated as kinase domain protein. Gene Ontology annotation, molecular function: ATP binding; protein serine/threonine kinase activity. Gene Ontology annotation, biological process: autophagy; protein autophosphorylation; peptidyl-serine phosphorylation. The transcript is spliced from 3 exons. The record is from RefSeq and is a predicted model, not a curated record. NCBI's taxonomy places the organism in Eukaryota, Ciliophora, Oligohymenophorea, Hymenostomatida, Tetrahymenidae. Gene Ontology annotation, cellular component: cytoplasm; autophagosome.
AUGGAUUCCCAACAAAAAGAAUAAAAAAUAGAAGAAAACUCAAUUAAAAUAGGAAAGUAUACAUUAAUUUAAAAAUUAGGUAGUGGAGGCUUUUCGUCAGUUUAUCUAUGUGAGGAUGAAAAUUAGAAUAAGUUUGCCCUUAAAAAGAUAAGAGAGGUUAAAGAGAGAUACAUUUAGUAAGAACUAAAGGCUUUAAUGACAAUUAAAAGCCCUUAUAUUGUGAAAUAUGUCGAAAAUUUUGUUUAUAAGGAAUAUCCAAUUAUUAUUAUGGAAUAUUGUGAGUAAGGUACUUUAGAUUCUUAUUUAAAACUUUAUGAAGGAGGAGUGUUACACGAAAAAAAAGCGUUGAAUAUGUUUGCAUAUAUUCUUUAGGGUAUUCGUGCUAUUCACGAAGCAGGUUUUAUUCAUAGAGAUUUAAAGGGUUCAAAUAUUUUGAUGCAAAAUGGGUUACCAAAAAUAUCAGAUUUUGGAUUAGCAAGAAAAGCAACGACAAGUCAAAUGAUUUAAUCAAGUUCAUGCACUCCUUCUUAUGCUGCCCCUGAAGUUCUUUAGGGCAAGUAAUAUGGAUAUAAAGUUGAUAUUUGGUCUUUAGGAGUAAUUCUUUACAGAAUUAUUUUUGGUUGCUUGCCUUUUGAAGGUAGCUCACAUACAAAGCUAUUAAAGAAAAUUCAAGAUUUAUGUUAAGGUGGAUUUUAAAUUUCGAAAGCUCCAAAAAAAAAGACACAAGAUAUUUCAAUAGGAUUGAUAAAGCUAUUUAAAGAAAUUUUUGUCAUAGACUAUUAAAAAAGAAUAGGAUUUAAAGAACUUUAUUCGAACAGCAUCAUAUAAGAAUAGCUUAUAGACUACAAAGACACUUUAGAAUUUUAUGAAAUAUUUGAAUAAAAAAAUGAUGAGUUAGAUGUACUGCAAUCGAUGAUUAAAAACAGUGAUAAUUAAAAUGAAGAAGAUGAUGAAGAAGAAUUAAAAAGAAGAGAUAGUUUGGAAAGAGAAGAUGCUAUGAUAACAUCGAUCUUAGUUUAGUAAAAAAAUGACUCUUCUAUACAGGAAUAAGCAAAAAACUAUACUGCUCUUAUAAAUUUAUAUGGAUUCCUUAUUGAUAAUUAUAUUUAUUUCAAUUAAAAAAUAAACUUCAUGAAUGGCACUGUUAACAAAUCUAAUUUUCUUUUGCUUAAAUUCUUUCUGAGCAAGUUAAUAUAUUUCUACAUAAAGAACCUCAAAAAAAUAUUAAGUGAUAAAGAAAAUAUUUUCAAUCUUACUUUUAAUUUCGCUUAAUUUACCUUUUCUAAGACGUACAGAUAGAUGGAAGAGAGACUGAAAAUGGAUGAGUAAAUAUGGAGUAACGAAUUCGAAACUUAAUAUUCAUAAGUAAAACAGCUCAAGUAAGAAAAGUACCCUAAUAUUAAAUAGUAUUUUGAUGAAAAUUUAAAUGAUACAGAAAAAUAUUAUGAGAAAAUGCCUGAUGACAUAAAGCUACCUUUUAGGGCAGUAAUUAUGACUAAUCUAAAGACUUUCUAUCACUCCAUCUUGUAUGACAAUUAACUAGAAAAAAAAUUGACUACAACCAAUAAAGCUCAACAAAAUCAAUAAACAAAUACCAAGACAAAAAGUUAGUUAAACAACACAAAAAUUAAAAAGACAGCCUAGUAAAGUGAAACAGAUUUAAAAAAUACCAGCAAUAAAUUUGAUUUAUUAGAUUUAAAUCCUCCACCACAGUUAGGAAAAUAAAUGUCAGCUUCCAAAUUUAUAUUAUUAGAAAAAGAUGUAAAGGCGACAAUUAUGUUAAGAUUAGCACUUUGUGCUUCUUGGAAUAGAAUUUUUUCUGUCAACAACUUAUACACUUUAAAUGGAAAAUAGUUAAAAUAUGACUAACUCAUUACCAUUCUUCACAAAAGCAAUUAUGAUUAGUGUAUAAAGCAAACUUUAGCGAUUAUGGAGCAAUACUUUCCCAAUCUUAAAAAUUUUGAUUACAAUUUUAUGUGA